GCCACGGCUUUAACCGCGCGCGACUAUCCUUUGACACACGAAUCGCGUAUCCUGUAUCGACAGUUGAUCGAGAACGUAACAUUGUUUUGAAGAGGUGCAUCUUGAAGAAAUCAGAGUCCUAUUACUCGAAAAGAUCACGAUAUGAAGAUUACCAAAUAUCUUUGCUGCACUCUGGCUUGCAUGUGCCUACUGAAAGUGGCAAAUACUGAAAUUUCGAGAGACAAGAAUUCACUUUUGCAGUUCGAACGACUUCUAAAUGCCCUAAACGCUGAGAAAACAAUCAAGUCAAAGAGACCAUUUUGCAAUGCUUUCACUGGAUGUGGCAGAUUUGUUUCGGAAGAAAGGAGAAUGAAGAAAAAAGGACCUUCCACUCUGCGAGAUUUAUCGGACUUCGAAGUGACGAACAACAACGUUCAGCUUCCAGUUUCUCUGUACAGGGCAUUGCUAGAUGCCGCUAAACAAAAUGUUUGGAAAGUGGUGGAUCAUGAGGCAUAUGAUUAUCGAUUACAACAAAUACCGCGGAUUUACCUUUCGGGUCAAAUGCCUGUACGCAACACGAUGGAAAGCUAAUUUUAACGGACACAACUUGAUGCAUAAGCGCCUCCAGAAUUUGUAACAGAAGAAAUUAUAUUUUAUUUUCUUGUUUUCAAAUGCGUAUUAUGAAAUUUAUUUAUAAUACUAAUUAAAUAUUUCAAGAAUUAUGUUAAUGAAUUUAUCUAUAUUGUUUUAACUAAAGCUUAGUUCUUCCGCGACAGGACGCAAUCGGAUUUCUUUGCAGCUAUUUUAUGGGGCUCAUUGUCUUAAUACAAAUUUUACUUAUUAUUUCGUCUCAUAAUUAAAGAAAUUAUAAAUUUAAUUUAAAAAAUUGUGCAAAAAUUGUGCACAUUUUAUUUUAUGUACAACUUCCGAAAAUUUUACCGCUACGAAUGUAUUAUUCACGAAAGAAGCAUAUAAAAAAAUGUAAUCAGUAUAAUAUUGGUGUUAGCUAGAACUAAAUUAGAAAGUUUUAUUUGCAGGAGCAUUUUGACUUUAGUUAUGCAUUUAUUUAUAUGUGAUCCUGAU
Messenger RNA from Atta colombica, 1062 nucleotides. RefSeq lists its product as uncharacterized. The record is from RefSeq and is a predicted model, not a curated record. The transcript is spliced from 4 exons. Lineage: Eukaryota; Metazoa; Arthropoda; Insecta; Hymenoptera; Formicidae. The coding region runs from base 142 to 570 and encodes 142 amino acids.